GACAAAAUGUGGGAAAAACUCGCCUCUCAACGCACAAAAUCACGGAGUUUCUGACACAUUUGAGCGCUCCUAGAACAAAAAGAGAAAGUCCGAGAAACCAAAUGUGACCUCAGUGUGGAGUGGAAACAUUUUCCUUUAUGUUACAGCAACAAAUACGGUACAAAACAUUGACUUUACAAAGAUUAAAGUCUUAAACGUGGCGGAGAAAACACAACUGCAGCCAUGUUUGAGGCAGCAGCAGAGCGGCGGGGUUGGGUUGUCUCUUCACGGUUCUCAUGGAUGUUAUAAGUCCCGCCUCCUGCUCUGAACUGCAGAAGUUCACAGGAACAUUAACUGGAAACAUGGCAGAAGAAGCUCCAGCAGCAGCACCGGCUAAAGCCCCGGCAAAAGCCCCGAAGAAGAAGUCCGCUCCCCGGGCCAAGAAAGAUGGACCUAGUCUCUCUAAAGUCAUCGCGGCCUCCGUGGCCGAUUCCAAGGAGCGCAAGGGGAUGUCUCUGUCCGCGCUCAAGAAGGUCCUGGCUGGGAAAGGAGUAGAUGUGGCCAAGGCUAACAAGCGCAUCAACACCGCUGUCACCAAGCUGGUCACCGAAGGAACCCUGAGCCAGACUAAAGGGACCGGGGCAUCCGGCUCCUUCAAGCUGGCAAAGAAGGAGCCCAAAGCCGCCAAGCCGGCCAAGAAGGUGGUGAAGAAGGCUCCCAUCAAGGCAAAGAAGCCCGCCGCCAAGAAGGCCACCACUCCCAAGAAAGCCGCUGCUAAGAAACCGGCAGCGGCCAAGAAGUCCCCGAAGAAGGUUCCGGCUAAGAAAGCGGUGAAGAAGGUGGUGAAGAAGAGCCCCAAAAAGCCCGCCGCUAAGAAGCCAAAGGCUGCCAAGAAGCCUGCAGCCAAGAAACCUGCAGCAAAAAAGCCCGCAGCUAAGAAGACCCGGAAGUAAACAGCUGCUUCAACU
Molecule: messenger RNA, 947 nt
Organism: Girardinichthys multiradiatus
Lineage: Eukaryota; Metazoa; Chordata; Actinopteri; Cyprinodontiformes; Goodeidae
Product: histone H1-like
Exons: 1
Coding region: 276-932 (218 amino acids)
Biological process (GO): nucleosome assembly
Cellular component (GO): nucleosome
Molecular function (GO): DNA binding; structural constituent of chromatin
Source: RefSeq, a predicted model, not a curated record